Cryphonectria parasitica EP155 is the source of this 1002-nucleotide messenger RNA. RefSeq lists its product as uncharacterized. Gene Ontology annotation, molecular function: protein-folding chaperone binding. The transcript has a single exon. The record is from RefSeq and is a predicted model, not a curated record. NCBI's taxonomy places the organism in Eukaryota, Fungi, Ascomycota, Sordariomycetes, Diaporthales, Cryphonectriaceae. The coding region runs from base 1 to 1002 and encodes 333 amino acids.
AUGUCACGGAGGGGCUGGUCGAGCCACGAGCGCGGCGGCCUAUCACCAUUCGGCUCUAGCCUGGGCGACGGUCGAGGUGGCGUCCCCGAGGUUACGGAUGAGGACUAUAGCUACAUCACGUCGGAAGAUCUUGAGCGCACCCACGGCAUGGACGGGCGAUACGGCAAGGAUCCGGCUGGCAGCGGCAGCCACUACACGCGGGCGGCGGGCGGCGGCCCCGCGCUGGUCAUCGACGACGACGAUAUCCUCCUCAUCAAGCACAAGGGCGCCACCUACCCGGAGCACUUUCCCGCCUACAGUAUCGGCGAUGGCAAGCUCCUGGUAGGCGACGUUCGGGAGCGCGUGCAGAUGAUCAUGAAGCUGUCGGACCGGAGGACAAACAAGAUAAGACUGCUGUACAAGGGCCGGCAGCUGAAGGACAACCUGGCCCCGGUCUGCGAGUUCAACGUCAAGAACAACAGCGAGAUCCUCGUAGUCCUGCCCGAACCCGGCGACGACGACGACUCCAGCAGCCAGAGCAGCGAGGAGGUGGUAGUGGUAGGGAGGGGAGACGAGGAGAGCCGCCCUAAGAAGUCCAAGAAGAAGAACAAGAGCAAGAGCAAGAAGAGCAGGAGAAGCGACAGCCCUCGGGAGAGCAACCUGGAGGUCCCCAGCGGCGGCACUGGCGCGAGCAGACCGCAGUCGCCUGCAUCCGCGGUUUCUGGCGCCAGCGCGGCAGCGGCCGCACCAGGGGGGCCCAUUGACAAGCUCAACUCCAUCAGCACCCACUUCACAACCAAACUGCUGCCGUUGUGCGUCCAAUUUACCGCCAGCCCGCCGUCAGACCCAAAAAAGCGAGAGGAUGAGCAUCGCAAGCUCUCCGAGACGGUCAUGCAGCAGGUGCUACUGAAGCUUGACGAGGUGGAGACCAACGGGGAGGAGGAGGCGCGCGCCAGGAGAAAGGAGCUGGUCAGGACGGUGCAGGAAGUCCUCAAGGGGCUCGACAGCAAGGUGAACGCUUGA